AUAGGAUUUACGAGGCUCAGCUUGCGAGUGCCGUAGCGCUCUCGCCCGGGAGGCGGCGUUGAGGUCCAGUGCCGCGGUACGCCGCCUUCAUAGUGCUACCGCUUCCUGCCGCCCCUCGCGCUGGGGACUUCCGGGGCAGGCGGGACCCGCACCUCCCCGGCCUGGAGUCUGGGAGUUCUAGUGCUGCUGGAGAGCUUACCUAGCGUGCGCCAGACUCUAGAUUCUACCCCAACUCCGCCAAAAAAGGAAAAGCAAUAAAACCAACAAAACUAAUAAAAGAUGUAAAAUAUUAAGGGGAUUUGCUUAAGUGAUUUGAAUUUUCACGGUUCUUUGGAAGUCGACAGAGAUCUAAGCACAUGGACUGGAAAUUGGAAGGGAGUGUUCAAACAACAGAGUCACCAGAGUUGCAGGGGCAAGAAGGCAUCCUAGAGGACUUAGGUGAAGAUGGACUCUCUGAAAGCUUCCAGCUUCUGCAGAUUGAUGUGGAAUGUGACUGCCAAGACAGGGAGCCCCUCCCCACAAGCAGUACAACUUGGUGCUCGAAAAAUGUCCAGAGAAAACAGAGGCACUGGGAAAAGAUAGUUGCAGCAAAGAAGAGCAAAAGAAAACAAGAAAAAGAAAGAAGAAAAGCCAAUCGUGCAGAAAAUCCAGGCAUCUGCCCCCAGCACAGCAAACGCUUUCUGAGAUCCUUAACCAAAGAGAAACUCUUGGAGGCCAAACACUCAGGACCAAGACUGUGUAUCGAUUUGAGUAUGACCCAUCACAUGUCAAAGAAGGAAUUAAGUAGGCUGGCUGGACAGAUCCGAAGGUUGUAUGGUUCAAACAAAAAAGUGGACAGACCCUUUUGGAUCUGCCUCACUGGAUUCAUGACAGAUAGUCCCCUCUAUGAAGAAUGUUUGAGGAUGAAUGAUGGAUUUUCUAGUUACCUGCUGGACAUAACAGAAGAAGACUGCUUUAGUUUAUUUCCCCUGGAAACCCUUGUGUACUUGACUCCUGACUCAGAACAUGAUUUGAUCUCAGUGGCCUUCAUUUUCUCAUUAGCUCUUCAAGAUGUUGACUUAAACAAAGUUUACGUCCUUGGCGGACUUGUGGAUGAAAGCAUUCAGAAGAAGGUGACGUUUCAAAAGGCCAAGGAGUAUUCUGUCAAGACAGCCCGCUUGCCGAUCCAGGAAUACAUGGUCAAGCUCCAGAAUGGGAAAAAUUAUCAUUCAGAGAUAUUGGCCAUCAAUCAAGUAUUUGAUAUCCUGUCCACUUAUUUGGAGACUCACAACUGGCCUGAAGCAUUGAAGAAAGGAGUUUCUUCAGGAAAAGGCUAUGUUCUUCGGAAUUCAGUGGAAUAACGGGCAGCCUAAGAUCACAGCUGCAGGAAACAAAGUGCCUGAGGUGUCUCAACCAAAGAAAAGGGCAGAGGGUGGUAGUGGCAUACACUUGCCUUUACUUAACAUCUUGGAUCUUCAUAGUAUAAACUAAUGACAGGGACCACAUUUUAUGCUUUUGCAUUGCCCACAGUGCCUGGCUCACAGAAAGUGCCCUGAUCAAUGUUUAAAAAAAAAAAAAAAAAAAUUAUGUAACAAGGAAUUAGCUCUAAAAUUGUAUGACUUUGGAAAUGUUAAUUCAUCUUUUGUAC
This is a messenger RNA of Sciurus carolinensis (gray squirrel), 1627 nucleotides long. RefSeq names its product tRNA methyltransferase 10B (gene Trmt10b). Gene Ontology annotation, cellular component: nucleus; nucleoplasm. Lineage: Eukaryota; Metazoa; Chordata; Mammalia; Rodentia; Sciuridae. The transcript is spliced from 9 exons. Gene Ontology annotation, molecular function: tRNA binding. Gene Ontology annotation, biological process: tRNA N1-guanine methylation. The coding region runs from base 357 to 1340 and encodes 327 amino acids. The record is from RefSeq and is a predicted model, not a curated record.